This is a messenger RNA of Ostrinia furnacalis (Asian corn borer), 1047 nucleotides long. RefSeq lists its product as uncharacterized. The transcript is spliced from 2 exons. NCBI's taxonomy places the organism in Eukaryota, Metazoa, Arthropoda, Insecta, Lepidoptera, Crambidae. Bases 319 to 1047 code for a protein of 242 amino acids. The record is from RefSeq and is a predicted model, not a curated record.
ACACACCCUGUGUUGUAAUUGAAAUAAAGAGUGGACUGCUAGUAGUUACCGUGGAUUUAUUAAAAGAACAGUGAGUUUAGUUAAAGAGGUUUAACGCGUUGGUUAUCUCGUCAACUACAGUGUGAGGACUUCAAAACAAUGUGAGACGCAGUGAAUUGAAAUUAAUUAUUUCAAGAAGACAACUCCAAAGAUAAACACUGUGAUUAUAAAUAAACCUUCAGGGAAUAAAGUAUCACACUAGCAAUAAAUUAAGGCUAACACAAGGAGCCAAAGGAUUGAAAGGAGUUUAGUACUUUGAAGAUUGAAACCAACACAAUCAUGAAUCGUUACACCAAGAUGACUGCCUAUACCAUGUUGAUGAUGCUGUGCUUUCAAAUAUUACCAAUAAGCUCGGCUCCACUACAGCUUCAGUACCAAAGCCAGCUCUCUUUGCAACCGACGCCAGAGGAACUGCUGCAGCAUCAGCUGUUCGCGUUGCAGCAGUUACAGCAGCUGCAGAAUUUGCAGAACUUGCAGAUGGUGAACGAACUGAAUAACUACUACCCGCAGGCGAUACAACGGCAAGACGCACCGCUAAUGAUCUUACUACCAGAAGGACAAUUAAAUAAUUUUAACCAAAACAACGAUCUCACGAAACAAGCCAAUGUAAAAACGAAAACUAACGAACAAGAUGAAACCAACGAUUCUGUAGUCAUAGAUGCUGAACCAAAUAUGGAACCAAAUCCUGAGACAGAACCAAAGAAAGCCAUUCUACUCAUUUCAAAUAGAGGAAGAUUGUCUAUAGGAGGCUUGAUAUCUGCUAUCCCGUUCCUUCCUAUAGAAAUCAACGUGCCUGACAGCAUCUCCUGGAUCUACAAUGGAAUCGCCGGUAUCAUAUCCGGUAUCGGUCAGCGACUUCCGUUCAAAAAGCCAAUGCCAACGCCGACUCCAGAAUCAGACCCCAGUCUAAGGUUGUUGAUAAACCGAUUGCAGAAUAGGAACCAAAAUGUUCAAGUGCCUAUAUUAAUGUUGCCAGAUGUGGCGCAAGUGUAUCCGAUGCAGGUUUGA